Phoenix dactylifera (date palm) is the source of this 1403-nucleotide messenger RNA. RefSeq lists its product as uncharacterized. Lineage: Eukaryota; Viridiplantae; Streptophyta; Magnoliopsida; Arecales; Arecaceae. The record is from RefSeq and is a predicted model, not a curated record.
CGGGUUCUCUCCUUUCCUCCCUCCCCCGAGAAAGAAAGCAGACAGAGUAAUAGAAAAGCCAGCCUCUGGGCUGUCCACUUUAUACACAGUUCUGGGGUCGUCGUACGCGGCCAAGCCUCCAGCAAAAAGCUUCUCCAAAACUCUUCUCCCCAUUAUUUAUUAAAGCCUUGCUCCCCCAGUUUAUUUGUUCCUCUUCAAAGCAACCUACGAGGCCAACCUCUCCUCCCUUUCGUCCUGUUCCUAUCUACUCUCUGCUCUCCUUUUAGAGGCGGCCUUGGUGAUGGGUAGAGCUCCGUGCUGUGACAAGACAAAUGUGAAGAGGGGGCCAUGGUCUCCAGAGGAAGACAUGGCUCUCAAGAGCUAUCUUGAGAGACAUGGAACUGGUGGCAACUGGAUCGCUUUGCCCCAGAAAGCAGGGUUGAAACGUUGCGGAAAAAGCUGUCGCUUGAGAUGGCUCAAUUACCUCAGGCCAGACAUCAAACAUGGAGGCUUUACCGAGGAAGAAGAUAACAUCAUUUGCACUCUCUACAAUAAAAUAGGAAGCAGGUGGUCCGUCAUAGCAACCCAAUUGCCUGGAAGAACCGAUAAUGAUGUCAAAAACUACUGGAACACCAAGUUAAAGAAGAAGAUGAUGGCAGCACAAGCAUCCCUCUACAGCAACAUCACCUCCUCCUCCUCCUCCUCCUCCGCCACCACCACCACCACCACCACCAAUACCAAUCUCAUUCAUCAGACAGCUUCACCAGCACCAGCGCCUGCUUCUCUUAUCAUCCCAACCAUCAAAACCGAGACCUACACCUGUGAUGACUUCUUGGCUCCUUCAAACGAAGGCUCCCCCGCAUCAGUUCCGGUAAACCCCAGCUUCAUGUUUGGCCACAAGACACCAUUUUUUCCACUUGCGGGGCUCGUCGGACCUCCCGGUCUCAAAGGGAGUGCCAACCUCCAUGCCGUUUCACCGCAUGAUGAUGCCUCCACGGCUUCCUCCUCGGUUACCAUGGAGAACAGCAGCAACAACUAUGCCAAGUACUGCUCGGCUGACGGGCCCGGCGGGGAUGAUGCCUUCUUCGCCGAAUUCUUCAAUGACUAUUACGGUUAUCAGGAGAAGACUGGGGAGGGCGCUCCCAAUCAAGCUGCACUGGCCGACAAGUGGAUCACUUUCUGACACCAAGCCACUACAGGUCGCAUACUCGUAGCAAACCCUUAGAAGAAGUCAUUAAUUAGAGAACAGACAGGAGAUUAACAUCAUCAGCAACAAUAGAAGCUUUUGUUUCUAGAUUGGACCAUCUCUCCUUUUUCUUUAAUCUUCACCUGGCUACUGAUAUGGACAGUACGUUCAUAUCUUGAUGUACAUGAUGAACAGGGGAUGCUGGAUCUUAAUGUUUUUUAUGCAGUUACUAACGCUA